Schistocerca cancellata (South American locust) is the source of this 1590-nucleotide messenger RNA. Its product is annotated as ankyrin repeat domain-containing protein 26-like. Bases 1 to 1590 code for a protein of 529 amino acids. Lineage: Eukaryota; Metazoa; Arthropoda; Insecta; Orthoptera; Acrididae. The record is from RefSeq and is a predicted model, not a curated record. The transcript has 13 exons.
AUGACGGACCAACUGACAGCCCUAUUUGAUACAUUUACCCAACAUGGUAUUUUAUUUGUGUUCAUUCACAGAGUUUAUAAACUACAUUUACUUCCUAAACUAGAAACUGAUUUGUGUAACAUACUGGGCCAAAUACCAAUAGCUGAAGCACACUAUAAUGAGACAAAAUGUUCACUAGAAGAGGCUGUUAUGAAAAGUAAGGAAGUGGUGAGUAAAGUCUCUGAAAUUUCUGCAGAAGUGGAACAAGUACAAUCUCAGGUUGAAGAAGAGCGCAAGACAAAAGAAAAGCUAGAAGAUGAUCUUGCAAAGAACAGGAAUGUAUUGAACCAGAAAAUGACUGAUAUUGAGCUAUUGCAGAACAACAGUUUAACAGAAAUGUCAAAGCUAAGUGAGCUGCUGAAAUCAAAGGAAACAAAUGUGAGCAGCAUUGAACUCCAGCUCAGUGAACACAUGGAACUUGAAAAUCACAUUCAAAUGCAAAUCCAGGAGCUUAUGUUAAAAGUUAAUGAAUGUGCAACAAAGCCAAGUAAUUUUUUUCCAUCAUCUGACUGCCUUUCAAAAAUUAUAAUUGCACUUAAUUCAAAAUCACAGCAAGACAGAUGGGUUGGACAGCCUAAUAGUAUCCCACCUUGUGUCAGGAGGAAGGGAGAAUCACAAGAAAAGAAAAGCAAUGAGUGGAGUAAGAGGUCAAGGAUAGCUGCAGAACUGCAAGCUGCUAUAUCUGCUGGACUUGAGAAAUUGAACUCGAUGAAGGAAAUGAGUAACCAGCUUGAAAAAGUCACAGAAGCUCUCAACCUAUCCAUUCAGUCUGUAAACACAAAAACUGUCGAGAAAAAUGCUCUGAAGAGUGAGCUUGAAACAAAAAUAAAGGAUAUUGAACAAGCUAUUAAAAAUAAGGAGAUGGAUUGCAGUAAAAAUAUUAAGGACAUGCUGUCAUCUAUGGAUGAGUACAAACAAUCAUAUUUCAGCAAGCUGUCAGAGUUUGACACAGAAAAGAAGAAGCUUUUAGAAAAGACAACUUGUUUAGAGAAAGACAACAGGGAACUUAUGAUGGAAAAAAAGAUAUGGGAAGAAAAAGUAAUAUAUCAUGAAAAUCUUGUAACAAAAAUUGAAUCCAGAAAACAAAUCUUAGAAAGUCAAGUUUUGCAACUGAAAGCUGAAAUUGAAAGUGAGAAGAGUAAAACAGCAGUAACUAACCUAAGCCCAGUUUCACAUGAGAAUAUUUCUGAGUCUAAGCAGGACAUAGAUUCUGAUUCUCCAAAAAGUUUCAUAAGGCAAGAAAGAAGCAGCACACAGAAAAAAACUACAUUUGACAACUGGAGUGAUACUACUGAAGAUUCCUGUUUGGACAUUGCUCUCUGUCAGGUAGAUAACGCAAAAAGAGAUGAAAAGCUGAAGACUUCGGAUAUCGCAAAAACUGCACAGAGAUCACAGCCAGCAUCUAGUAAGAAAACUCCAACAUGGGAAAGAACAAAAAUACCUGAAAAGUUUGGUGGACCAGAUGCAAUGGCGGCAUUAUCUAUUACUUCUGAAAGUAUGCACUACAGUGGAGGUAAGAGACUCCAGAGCCUAAAUAGAUCAGCAACAUAG